AAACUUUGUCAAGUGUUUCUAUCAGCUCUGGGUGGUCCUUCCACUAAAAGGGAAAAAAAAAUAAUGGAAAAUAUGACUUUGUGGUGCCAACAAUGGUUGUUAAACUUUCCAUCUGAAAAUCUGCAAAACUAAAAUCUCCCCUAUUAUUAUCUACCUUCCACUGGCUUUAGCUAGAUAGACUUGAUUCAACCAUGGCUUUUCGUGGUCCGAGACUCGUCGUGCCGAUAGACCUAAGGAAGAAGCCAUGGGAGCAGGAACUUCCGCUUCAUAACCGGUGGCACCCGGACAUACCUCCGGUGGCAGAGGUUAAAGAAGGAGAGGUUUUUAGGGUUGAGAUGGUGGACUUCAGUGGAGGAGGGAUUACGAAAGACUACUCUGCCGAGGACGUCAAAUAUGCUGAUCCAUCUAUUGUCCAUUACCUCAGUGGGCCGAUCAGAGUUCUGGAUGCAGAUGGUGUUCCAGCCAAGCCAGGCGAUCUUCUUGCAGUUGAAAUCUGCAACUUAGGUCCUCUUCCUGGAGAUGAAUGGGGUUAUACAGCAACAUUUGACAGAGAAAAUGGCGGUGGCUUUUUAACUGACCAUUUUCCUUGUGCAACCAAAGCUAUAUGGUAUUUUGAAGGAAUAUUUGCUUACUCUCCUCACAUACCAGGCGUGCGAUUUCCAGGUUUGACUCACCCGGGAAUAAUUGGAACUGCUCCAUCUAUGGAACUUCUUGAUAUAUGGAAUAAAAGGGAAAGAGAACUUGAAGAAACUGGUCUUCAAUCUCUGAAAUUAUGCGAGGUUUUGCAUUCACGGCCAUUGGCAAACCUACCAUCAACUAAAGGUUGUCAUCUUGGAAAGAUUCAAAAAGAAAAUCCUGAAUGGGAAAAGAUUGCUAAAGAGGCUGCAAGAACAAUUCCAGGAAGAGAAAACGGAGGAAACUGUGACAUCAAAAAUCUCAGCAGAGGAUCAAAAAUAUACCUUCCAGUAUUUGUGGAUGGAGCAAAUUUUAGUACUGGGGACAUGCACUUUUCUCAAGGCGAUGGUGAAGUCUCAUUCUGUGGAGCAAUCGAGAUGAGUGGUUUUCUAGAGCUCAAGUGUGAAAUUAUUAGAGGUGGAAUGAAAGAGUAUCUCACACCAAUGGGACCCACUCCCCUUCACGUAAACCCAAUAUUUGAGAUUGGCCCCGUCGAGCCAAGAUUCUCAGAGUGGUUAGUAUUUGAGGGCAUUAGCGUUGAUGAGAGUGGAAGGCAGCACUACCUUGAUGCCAGUGUCGCUUACAAGCGUGCAGUGCUCAAUGCAAUUGACUACCUAUCCAAAUUUGGGUACUCCAAAGAACAGAUUUAUCUUCUACUAUCAUGCUGCCCAUGUGAAGGAAGGAUUUCUGGAAUAGUUGAUUCCCCCAAUGCCUGCGCCACCCUUGCAAUCCCGACUACUAUAUUUGAUCAGGAUAUUCGUCCAAAAUCCAACAAAGUGCCAGUUGGACCCAAGCUUAUCAGGAAGCCAGAUGUCCUAAAAUGCACUUAUGAUGGAGAUUUGCCGAUCACGAAGAAUCCUGGUGCCACAAUAUAAUUUUUAAGUGUGGGGCAAAUUAAAAGCAGCAUAUACAGUGAAUAUCAUUACAUACCUACCUUCUGGGCAUGUAGACAUAAAUUGAAGUUAUAGAUGGAGGAUUUAUAAGUGGCUCUUCAUUCUGGCUAAGUAAUAGAAACAGAAUAUAUUAAUGAUGGCAAGUAUUUAAAACUUAUGAAAGUGUAUAACCUAGCCACAGUUAUACCUGAGAUAAUUUUUCUAGCAAACUACCAUAAAUCUGUAGUAACAUACAAAAGAAAAAGUACAUGAUUUUCACACA
Cornus florida is the source of this 1830-nucleotide messenger RNA. RefSeq lists its product as uncharacterized. The transcript has 7 exons. The record is from RefSeq and is a predicted model, not a curated record. Bases 192 to 1550 code for a protein of 452 amino acids. Gene Ontology annotation, molecular function: hydrolase activity, acting on carbon-nitrogen (but not peptide) bonds, in linear amides. NCBI's taxonomy places the organism in Eukaryota, Viridiplantae, Streptophyta, Magnoliopsida, Cornales, Cornaceae.